Messenger RNA from Zingiber officinale, 1601 nucleotides. Its product is annotated as thioredoxin 1-like. The record is from RefSeq and is a predicted model, not a curated record. The transcript has 2 exons. Lineage: Eukaryota; Viridiplantae; Streptophyta; Magnoliopsida; Zingiberales; Zingiberaceae. The coding region runs from base 779 to 1336 and encodes 185 amino acids. Gene Ontology annotation, cellular component: cytoplasm. Gene Ontology annotation, molecular function: protein-disulfide reductase activity; oxidoreductase activity, acting on a sulfur group of donors, disulfide as acceptor.
GAUUACCAGAUAAUCAGAUAAUUAUAUAAUUAAGAUUAUAUAUGAUAACUUAAAUCAAUUGUACCAUAGAUGUUUAUCCCCAAAAUAUGGGUAACUCAACUCUUUAUUCCGGAGGACAUAUAUAAUAUAAGUAUCCAUCUCGGAACAUGCGGGAAAUGAAAAAUGUAUUAUUAUAGUUCUAUAAAAGAUCAUCCGCUCCAACGGAUAUAGAUACACUCAUACAAUCAUCUGAACUCCUUUACUACUAUACCAUUUUUCAUCUUUUCUUAACUCUUAUGUUAACUUGAGUAUCGGACCUCGACACUCAUUUUAAUCUCAUUGAAUAUCCACAAAUUCCUUUGUAAUUCUUUUAUGAUCGUGUCACUUACAAUUUUCUUCAUAACAAUUGCUCUCUACUGACUUGCCUGGUAAUCGUCUCAAAUAAUAAUAAAAAAAUUUACUAUUUUUAUUAUAAAAUUUACAAUUUUAUAAAUCAUAAAUUGGCAUUCUCAAUAAAAGACUAUAAUUAUUAGAUAUAUUUAAAUAUAUUUAAAAUAUUUAGAUAUUUUUUUUUUAAAGAAUCCUUGGCACACCAAUACCCGUCCACCUGUGCGCACAUGGACCCCACUUUUCUUGGACUUGUUUCAAAUUCCAUUGGACCACGCCAAGUUGAGUGCUCCGCCAGAACACGGCGCGCUACUCUUAAAGCACACGCGCCACGAUUCCGUUGGCGUCUUUCGCCCCGUUUUAUUUCCUCUCUUCUCGCCGGUUGCAUCUCCACCCCAAUUCGCAUGCCAUCAUGUCCGCCGCUUCUCUCGCGCCAAAGGCCUCCUUCUGGUGCGCCGCAUCCCCUGCGAGGGUUCCGGGAGCAGCCGCUUCGCCGUUCGUUGACGCCCCUAAGCUCGGCAGUUCUGCUCCGCGAUGUCUCGUCGGUUAUAGUGAAUCCUCGAGGUUUUCGACGAUCGCCGCGCCGAGGAGGCUGAGGCGGAGGUCGCAGAGCUCGCGCGGAGGGAAGUUGGUCGUUUCUGCGUCUUCCAAUACUCCAAUCACUGCAACUGCCUGGAAUGUCUCUGUUCUUCAAAGUGAUUUGCCUGUUCUUGUUGAGUUUUGGGCUUCUUGGUGUGGACCGUGCAGGGUAGUUGCUCGCAUACUGGAUGAAAUCGCACCGGAGUACGAAGGAAGGAUCAAACUCUACAAACUCAACACAGAUUACUAUCCGACAGUUGCAUCUGUUCACGGAGUAGAUCGCAUCCCCACUGUCCUCUUGUUUAAGAACGGCGAGAAGAUCAAGAGUAUCACUGGCACUCUGCCCAAGUCUUCCUACGUUGAAGCAAUCGAUCAAUUGUUGUAUCACUGAAGAGUGAAGAUGCUACUGAUACACCAAACAAUGUUCCUGGAGCAAUCUUUGUCUCGCUUUCUCUGCUCGAGGCGAAACAGGAGCCCUGAAUCAUGUGUUUGCAUAUAUCAUUCUUAUACUUACCUAACAAAUGUAACUCUCAAAUUAAUUUGAGCCUAAAAUGAUACCGAUGGAUUUUUUUUUGGAAAUACAGUUUUUAUAUCAAUUUAAUUGGUAUGAAGAUUGAACUACUGUCAAUAUUAUCUUCAGACUCGUGCAUUCUUGA